UUUUCACAACAUUUCGUUCCAGGUGAUCUUAAAAUUUUUUCGAAUUUUAUCGUUUUAUUUUUGCGUAACCGUAAACCACAGAUAAGCUUACGUAGCUGCAUUUUGUUGUUUUGCAAACACUACAGAAUUUGCUUAAUUUGAACGCUUUUCAUUUGAAAAGAUUGGCAGAGCGGAUGUUGGAGCGCAAGAUGUGUGCUACUUCGGCGAAGUGCUCUACUUGACGACUGAGCAUCACUAAACCGUCUAAACGGCUAAUAAACGUAAUCGGUUUUCUGGAAUUUGCUACCUUUUUGAUUCCUGAAGUCUCCUCUCCCAAUUUUUUCUUGAGCAGUAAUCUCUGAAGGGUAUUGUUUCGAUUUGAGCGACACUGUUUCACAUGAUGGAUAAGCCGGAGGCGGGUAAAAUGGCGGGUGAAGCCUCGCAAAGCGCUGCCAGUGUACCCGAGCCAGCGCACGCUGACAAUGCUUCCAAUGGAGGUCCCGCCGCGGCUGCAGGCGAACCAGCGGAAUACGCUGAUGAGGAAUUCCAGGAAUAUGAAGACGAAGACUACGGGGAGGACCUGCAGUAUGAGGACGAAGAGUACCCGGGUGGGGACAACUUCGAGAUCACCGCCACCGAAUCGGCGGACUUUGGUGAAGGCUUCGAAGGCCAAGAAGAGGAUAUGCUUGAAGAUGUGCGCACCAAAAUACGCGAGAUGGAGGAAGAGGCAGAAAAACUGCGCCAACUCCAGUCUGACAGCGAAAAAACAGGGCGCCCGAGUUUAGGCCAGCUGGGAAGCACCACCGCCACACCGGAUACGGACAAACUGGAAGUGGACUCCCGCUCCGUGUAUGUCGGCCAGGUGGAGUACAGCUGUACCAAUGAAGAGCUGGAGGCGCAUUUUCGACCCUGUGGACAGAUUGUGCGCACCACGAUCAUAUGUGAUCGCUAUUCCGGGCAUCCCAAAGGGUAUGCCUAUAUUGAAUUCGCUAAUAAGGAUUCAGUGGAUGCAGCUGUCGCGAUGACAGAUACGAUACUUAAGGAUCGCCAACUCAAGGUUGUAGCCAAACGGACAAAUCAGCCAGGAAUGGGCACUGCUGCCCGCCGUGCGCGACGCCCGUAUCGCGGCUAUAUGCGAUCACGCCGACCGUCCUACCGAGGAUACAGUCCUUACUACCGUGGACGUAGUACGUACCGAGGUGGAUAUCGGGGAAGCUUCCGUCGAUCAAGAACACGUUACGCUCCAUACUAAUCAAACAGCCAGAGUUCACUUGACACCUCUCCAUAUUCUAUGCGCAUGAAGCCGAAGUGACGUAUUAUUGUUGCGAGACUGGACAUAUGGGACAGUGGAUUGUGUAGUCUGCAUCGCCCAAUUGGAGCCGCUCGUCGGGCCCACGUUAAUUUGCAAUUCCACAUUGUAUGACUUUUUUAUGGUUGCUGCUGCUUGCAUUUACACCGAAUAGUGUUUAGGAAGUUCAAAUGGACUUACCUAAACUUCAGAAUUUAGUAAGGUUCAAAGGGCCAUCGAGAAAGCUAAUUGUUGAAUUAUUUGAAAAGUUAACACGAGGAAAACUCGAAAAUAAAUGGCCGGUUAUCACAUAAAAAAAAUGUA
This is a messenger RNA of Paramacrobiotus metropolitanus, 1591 nucleotides long. RefSeq names its product polyadenylate-binding protein 2-like. The record is from RefSeq and is a predicted model, not a curated record. The coding region runs from base 377 to 1231 and encodes 284 amino acids. NCBI's taxonomy places the organism in Eukaryota, Metazoa, Tardigrada, Eutardigrada, Parachela, Macrobiotidae. The transcript has 6 exons. Gene Ontology annotation, molecular function: RNA binding.